This is a messenger RNA of Papilio xuthus (Asian swallowtail), 1796 nucleotides long. RefSeq names its product serine protease 44. Gene Ontology annotation, biological process: proteolysis. Bases 1 to 1590 code for a protein of 529 amino acids. The record is from RefSeq and is a predicted model, not a curated record. NCBI's taxonomy places the organism in Eukaryota, Metazoa, Arthropoda, Insecta, Lepidoptera, Papilionidae. Gene Ontology annotation, molecular function: serine-type endopeptidase activity. The transcript is spliced from 6 exons.
AUGUGUCUUUGGCUUAUAACGGCCUGUCUAGGCCUAUUGCCCGCGCAACCUGCUCCCCCCAACGUAAUAGUGGUGCAAGGAGUUCCUACUCCCAUUCUUCAGCCUACCACGGCGGCAACAACCGCUGCAACGACGGCGGCACCAAACACUACCACGACCACAACAACCACAACUACUACAACUGCACGACCUGGAAAUAUGACGUCACCCCCACCUCCGCCAUCGACGCCAACCACUACGGUGACAACAGCCGCGCCCACCACCGCAACAACAGCUGCGCCUACAACCACAACAACCACGGCCGCCACCACUGCUGCCCCCACCACAAUAUCCACCGCGGCAACUACAGGUGGAGUGCUUUUAUCAGUUUUACUAUGUGACAAUCCCGACUUGAUUUGUAUAUCUAACCCUGAUGACCCUGCUUCAGGCUCACUCCCCAUAGAUCCCAGGCUCGGCACGACACCGGGAUCCUCUGGAGCGAUACAAGCGCCGCCAAUAUCUGGAUACAGUGGCCAAGUGCCGUCCUACGAUACGGCAGUGAGAUUCCCACGACAGCGGCGGAGUGUACAGCUUACUUUAAAGGAUUUAUACGACAAUUUCCGUAGCGAUGUUACCCGUAGUAACCACAAUAUUCGCAAGAGACAGAGCUGCAGAUGUGUUCCCACCGGCACUUGUGUUCGGACGUCUUCUGGUGCCGGAAUGAUAGACAUAAGAAUUGUCACCCCGGGUUCAACCCAAUGCCCAACUGGGCAAGAAUACUGCUGUGGCAGUACAACCACGAUCGCUUGCGGUACCUUGCAGACUGUGCCAUCCACCGGCGUUACGCCAGCUGCUGGUCAAGCGAACUUUGGAGAAUUUCCUUGGCAGGCUUUAAUCUUGACUUUACAAAAUGAUUACAUUGCCGGUGGCGUUCUGAUAGACCAAAUGAACGUUUUAACAGUCACCCACAGAAUGUUGCCUUACAUUGUUUCAGGAACAGCACCUAAUGUUAAAGUCCGUCUUGGCGAAUGGGACGCGGCGGGGACUUACGAACCUGUACCUUUCCAAGAGUACACGAUACGGAAGGUAUUCAGUCACCCUUCGUACAAUCUUAAUACACUACAGUAUGAUUUGACGGUUCUAAGAUUGAACGCCCCCGUGCCAUUUACUCCGGCAAGUGGGUCCGCGACUACAAUCAACAGAGCCUGUCUACCUCCGAACUCCAAUUCAGUGUACACCGGUAUCAGGUGCAUGGUGUCGGGUUGGGGUAAAGACAUGUUCGGCAUGACGGGACAGUACCAGCAGAUCAUGAAGAAGGUCGAUGUGCCGGUGGUGGCGCCGGCGAAUUGCCAGGCUCAGCUUCAGGCAGCAAGGCUCGGACCUACCUUCGUCCUCGACACCACCUCUUUUGUUUGCGCUGGAGGUGAAGCUAACAAGGAUGCUUGUACCGGUGACGGGGGCUCGGGGUUGGUGUGUCCUGUGAACGGGCAGUGGGUGGUGGUAGGACUGGUGGCGUGGGGUCUGGGCUGCGCCAGCGCCAACGUGUCUGCGGCAUAUGUCAACGUCGCCGGCCUGCUGCCCUGGAUACAGCAGCAAGUUGCUGCGGCUUAGUCAUCUAAGUGACAGCACUCAAAGCAGACUCAUUGCGUACAGAGUCGUUAAGUGGUCUGCCUUAGAGAGAUUUAGUAUGAUAAACCUACACUAAGAGACCGAAAAAUCAGUGCAAUAGUAAGUCAAUGUUUAACGCGUAGACUGCAUAAUUUUGAUGGUCCUAAAGAGUCGUUUAAUUUAAAAGUAUCUAUUUGCCAUAUCGAUUA